This is a messenger RNA of Orycteropus afer afer, 818 nucleotides long. It is a transcript of the gene MORN3, whose product is annotated as MORN repeat containing 3. The record is from RefSeq and is a predicted model, not a curated record. NCBI's taxonomy places the organism in Eukaryota, Metazoa, Chordata, Mammalia, Tubulidentata, Orycteropodidae.
CAGGAUCCUGGAUGCUACAUGGGGCACAGGGUCUCUGAUGUCCCUAACCCCUUGCCAGCACCUCUGGCCCCACCAAAGGAGCCAACAUGCCCAUCAGCAAGUGCCCUCAGAAGUUGCAGCCCCGCUGGAAGGAAUGGGACCAGAAGGCCCAGAAGAACGGGUGCAGGCACCAGAUAUACGCUGUCAACGGUGACUGCUAUGUGGGCGAGUGGAAGGACAAUAUGAGGCAUGGAAAAGGAACACAGAUCUGGAAGAAGAAAGGCACCAUCUAUGAGGGGGACUGGAAGUUUGGGCAGCGAGAUGGCUAUGGCACCCUCAGCCUUCCGGACCAAGAGACGGGAAAGUACAGGAGAGUCUAUUCAGGCUGGUGGGCAGGCGAUAAGAAGUCGGGCUAUGGGAUCCAGUUUUUCGGACCUAAGGAGUAUUACGAGGGUGAGUGGUGUGGCAACCAGCGCAGUGGGUGGGGCCGCAUGUACUACAGCAACGGCGACAUCUACGAGGGCCAGUGGUUGAACGACAAGCACCACGGAGAGGGCAUGUUGCGUCUGAGGAAUGGGAACCGCUACGAGGGCUGCUGGGAGAGAGGCAUGAAGAAUGGGCCAGGGAGUUUCUUCCACCUGGACCACGGGCAGCUGUUCAAAGGCUUCUGGGUGGACGACGUGGCCAAGUGUGGCACCAUGAUCGACUUUGGCCGUGACCAGGCCCCCGCACCCACCCAGUUCCCCAUUCCUCAGGUGAAAAUACUAGACCCUGAUGGUGUGCUGGAGGAAGCCUUGAGCAUGUUCAGGAAGACGGAAGAGGAAGGAGAUUGAUGCCUG